Molecule: messenger RNA, 2397 nt
Organism: Populus nigra (black poplar)
Lineage: Eukaryota; Viridiplantae; Streptophyta; Magnoliopsida; Malpighiales; Salicaceae
Product: DELLA protein GAI-like
Exons: 1
Coding region: 276-2138 (620 amino acids)
Biological process (GO): regulation of seed dormancy process; response to abscisic acid; regulation of reactive oxygen species metabolic process
Cellular component (GO): nucleus
Molecular function (GO): sequence-specific DNA binding; DNA-binding transcription factor activity
Source: RefSeq, a predicted model, not a curated record
AAUAAUGGCCAUCUCCAUUGUUCCUCAUCCCUUCCACUUUCAGCCCCCUCUUGUUCUUUGGUUGGACCUCUCAUCCAUCACACCAGCUGCCUAUCAUUUCUUCACAAACUUUUCUUUUUCUUAAGAAAAGAAAAAAAGAAAAAACAAAGCAAAUAAACUCAUAAUUCAUCUCCCAUGUCACAACCAUAACACCAAGCUAUGAAAUGAAACCAUAAAGAAACCCUCCCUAUCUUUCUUGAACCCUUUUCUUUUGCAAUCAAGAAAAAACACCAAAAAUGAAGAGAGAACAUCAAGAAACCAUUGGUGGUGCUGGGAAUUCUAUUGGCAACAAAGCUGAAUCUUCUUCUUCGUCAAUGGCAACCGGGAAAGGAAAAUUAUGGGUUGAAGAUGAUCAAGAUGCAGGUGGCAUGGAUGAAUUACUUGCUGUUUUGGGUUACAAAAUUAAGUCUUCGGAAAUGGCUGAUGUAGCUCAAAAACUUGAACAACUAGAGAUGGUUUUGGGUUCAGAGGAUGGAAUCUCUCAUCUUGCUUCUGAUACUGUCCAUUACAACCCUUCAGAUCUCUCUGGUUGGGUUCAAAGCAUGCUUUCUGAGCUCAACAAUCUACCUUCUCCUGAUCUUGAUUCAUCUACUCUUCUUUCCAAUAAUCAAGAUUCAAAUCCUUCCACAAUGACCUCUUUAGAUUUCCCCAAUAAUUCUCAAUCUAAAGCAUUUGUUGACGACUCUGAAUAUGAUCUCAGAGCAAUUCCCGGCGUAGCUGCCUAUCCUCCACAAGAAUUCGAUAAGAGCAACGAUAGGAAGCGAAUGAAGCUCACCCUAGUUGGGUCCAAUACCGCGCCGACGCUAGCUGUGAAUUCCUUACAAUCUUCCAACUCGUCUUGUACUCCUUCUUCUUCUCCACAAGCAAUAAUGGCAGUUUCAGGUACUUUAUCGGAGCCCACGAGACCUGUAGUCCUGAUUGACUCACAGGAAACUGGGGUCCGUCUUGUUCAUACCCUUUUGGCUUGUGCAGAGGCAAUACAGCAAGAAAAUCUUAAACUUGCUGAUGCCCUUGUUAAGCAUAUUGGAGUACUUGCAGCAUCUCAAGCUGGUGCUAUGAGAAAGGUUGCCACGUACUUUGCUGAAGCUUUAGCUCGUCGAAUUUACAAGAUUUUCCCUCAAGAUCACUGUCUUGAUUCUUCAUAUUCAGAUACGUUAGAGAUGCAUUUCUACGAGACUUGCCCUUAUCUCAAAUUCGCACAUUUUACUGCCAAUCAAGCCAUUCUUGAAGCUUUCGCUAAUGCAAGUCGAGUCCACGUUAUCGAUUUUGGCUUAAAACAAGGAAUGCAAUGGCCGGCUUUAAUGCAAGCGCUUGCAUUAAGGCCUGGUGGUCCGCCAGCAUUUCGGCUGACGGGAAUUGGACCGCCGCAGCCCGAUAAUACUGAUGCUUUGCAGCAAGUGGGGUGGAAGCUAGCACAAUUGGCUCAAACUAUUGGGGUAGAAUUCGAGUUUCGUGGGUUCGUAGCAAGUUCUUUGGCAGAUCUUGAGGCGGAGAUGCUUGACCUCCGUCCUCCAGAGGUGGAGGCAGUGGCUGUUAACUCAGUUUUUGAGUUGCAUCGCUUGUUGGAUCGGCCGGGUGGCAUCGAUAAGGUUCUUGGGUCUGUUAAGGCCAUGAGGCCUAAAAUCGUGACGAUUGUUGAGCAAGAAGCAAACCACAACGGUCCGGUUUUUCUAGACCGGUUCACCGAGGCCUUGCAUUACUAUUCAAGCUUGUUUGACUCACUCGAAGGGUCCGGGGUGACUCCAACGAGUCAGGACCUGGUUAUGUCUGAGUUGUACUUGGGGAGGCAGAUAUGUAAUGUGGUGGCCUGCGAAGGGGCUGACCGAGUUGAGCGACAUGAAACGUUGGCUCAGUGGAGAACUCGGUUCGAUUCGGCUGGGUUCGACCCGGUUCAUCUCGGGUCGAAUGCCUUUAAACAAGCUAGCAUGUUGUUGGCCCUCUUUGCUGGGGGUGAUGGGUAUAGGGUAGAGGAGAACAACGGGUGUCUCAUGCUUGGGUGGCAUACUAGGCCACUAAUUGCCACCUCCGCAUGGCAGCUUGCCGCAGGAGAUUCAAGAUUACGAGUAAACUCAGCUGAGUUCGAGCUACCGAGUCAAUGAAAACUCAGGAACCCUUGUGAAUUUAGUGGAGUGAAAUGGUUGUGAGUUGAUGAGGGUGCGAGUGAGACUUUAGACUUGGAGGUUAAAAGGUAAAAGUGAGAAUCCAACACCUCUCGGUCAAUUUUUAAUUUUUUUUUUUUUAAUUUCAUUUGCUUUGAAGACCUCUUCCAUGUAGUUUCUUAGAAUUUUUUUUUUUAAGAAUCGAGAUGUGUAUCUAUUUGUCAACCUUUGAAUAAAAUGGGUACUUCUUUUUAUAUAA